Molecule: messenger RNA, 3126 nt
Organism: Spinacia oleracea (spinach)
Lineage: Eukaryota; Viridiplantae; Streptophyta; Magnoliopsida; Caryophyllales; Amaranthaceae
Exons: 3
Coding region: 1-3126 (1041 amino acids)
Source: RefSeq, a predicted model, not a curated record
AUGGAUCGAAGUUGGAUAACAACAAUAAAGAUAGGUGACCCAAAAUAUGAUGCUGGAGUUAUGCAAUACAUUAAAUUUGCUUUGGAAAAUAACAGUGAAGGCCGUGAUAAAUUUCCUUGUCCUUGUUAUAUGUGUCAUAAUCUUAUGCAUCACAAAGUUGACGUAAUCCUUAGUCAUUUGCGUAAAUGGGAAUUUGAUAUAACAUAUACUUGUUGGUAUCGUCAUGGUGAAAAAAUGGGAGGAACUUCUGGUCAACAAGGCCAUACUGAUGAGGGUGAUAGUUUGGAGGACAUGAUGGAUCAACUUCAUGAAGAAGUUGUUGAUGAUCCUCAGGUGUUAGAAGAAUUGUUGACUGAUUCCGAGAAGCCCUUAUACAAAGAUUCUAAGUACUCAAAAUUAUCAGCUAUAGUUAACCUAUACAAUGUGAAGGUGGGUCAUAGUGUGACAGAUGAGUGUUUUUCUGCGUUCCUUAAGCUCUUUAAAGACAUACUUCCACCCGACAAUGUUUUGCCUGACGCUACAUAUAGGGCAAAAAAGAUGUUGUGCACAACGGACUUGAAUUAUGAAAAAAUUCAUGCUUGCCCUAAUGAUUGCAUAUUGUAUAAAGAUGAAUAUGAAUCUUUAAAGAAUUGCCCCCAGUGCAAUGUCUCGAGGUACAAGAAAAAGGAAGGAGUUCCGGCUAAGGUUUUGUGGUAUUUUCCAAUAAUAUCAAGGUUCAAAAGGAUGUAUUCAAAUUCAGAAGAUGCAAAGAGGUUGACAUGGCAUAAAUUUGGUCGAGAAAAAGAAGAUGGGAUACUUAGACACCCAGCUGACUCUCCACAAUGGAGAUUUAUUGAUGCAGAGUUUAGUGAUUUUGGUAAAGAAGAACGAAACCUACGCCUUGGAUUGUCUACUGAUGGUAUGAAUCCAUAUAGUUCCAUUAGCAGCACUUACAGUAUUUGGCCGGUCAUGUUAGUGGCUUACAACUUACCUCCUUCCUUAUGUUUGAAAAGAAAGUACAUUAUGUUGUCAAUGCUUAUUUCCGGGCCAAAACAACCGGGAAAUGACAUCGAUGUGUACUUGACACCUCUUAUUGACGAUUUAAAGUUAUUGUGGGAAAAAGGUGUAGAAGUAUUUGAUGCUAGUCGGAAUGAAAUGUUCAAUUUAAGAGCCAUGUUGUUCUGCACCAUCCAAGAUUAUCCUGCUUAUGGUAAUCUUUCUGGUUAUACAGUGAAAGGGGGAUGUGCUUGUCCUAUAUGUGAAGAUGAUCAUGAGUAUCGAAAACUGAAAAAGGCUUUUACUGGCGAGCAAAAUUUUGAAAGUCGUCCAAGCGUCUCUACUGGCGAAGAAGUGUUUGAAAAGGUAAAAAACAUUGAAAUUACAUUUGGCAAGUUGAAGAAAAAUAAAGGUGCUCUGCCAAAACAGGGAUACAAGAAGUGUUCAGUUUUUUGGCGCCUUCCUUAUUGGAGAUUUCUUUUUGUCAGGCAUUCUUUAGAUGUGAUGCAUAUUGAAAAGAAUGUGUUUAAUAGUCUGAUUGGUACGUUAUUGAAUAUGCCGGGGAAGACAAAAGAUGGUCUUAAUGCUCGAAGUGACUUGGAAGAAUUGGAUAUUAGAAAGGAACUCCAUAUUGUUGAGGAGACCGGAAAGCGCAAGUAUUUACCCCCUGCUGCUUAUACACUGUCCAAAAAGGAGAAAGUCGAGCUUUGUACAUCCUUAGCUGGAGUUAAAGUGCCUAAGGGUUAUUCUUCGAACAUUUCUUCGCUUGUUUCAGUGGAGAAUACGAAACUCGUGGGGUUGAAGUCUCAUGAUUGCCAUGUUUUGAUGAAAGAUUUCUUACCCAUCGCUAUUCGUUCAAUUUUGCCUAAAAAUGUACGAUAUGCGAUUAUUAGGUUAUGUUUUUUCUUCAAGUCAAUAUACAGUAAAGCCAUUAAAACUAAAGAUUUGGAUUCUUUGGAGAUUGAAAUUGCUGUCAUUUUUUGCCAAUUGGAGAUGUAUUUUCCCCCGGCGUUUUUUGAUAUCAUGAUACAUUUGCCUAUUCACUUGGUAAGAGAGAUUAGAUUUUGUGGUCCCGUGCACAUGAGAGCUCAAUGGGCCUUUGAAAGGCAAAUGAAAACCUAUAAGGGAUAUGUUAAGAAUGCUUAUCGACCCGAGGCUUGUAUCGCAGAGAGAAUGUUGUAUGAGUUAGCUAUGGAAUAUUCCUUUGAACAUAUAGAUCAUGUGAAGACAAUAGGGGUUCCUAAAUCUCGACACAGUGACCGAUUUGAUGGAAAGGGAACCAUAGGUCGUAGGGAACUUGACAUGUCUCUUGACAAGUGGCACAUGGCACACACAUAUAUUCUUUUCAAUGAAGAUGAAGUUGCACCUUAUGUCAAUCGGCACAUGUCUUUCUUGGAGUCGCGAAAUCGAAAGGCUAACCAGAAAGCAUUAGCUACUGAACAUAGUAAAUCAUUUCGUAUUUGGUUCAAAGAUCAAGUAACGAAAGAGUUCCAAAAUUCAUCACAACCAUUUUCUGAUCGACUUAAGCAUUUAGCAUAUGGUCCUAGUUUCUCUGCCUCGUUUUACUCUGCAUAUGCCAUUAAUGGUUGUACGUUUUAUACAAAGGAGCAAGAUGAUAAGAGUACUAUGCAGAACAGCGGGGUAUCUCUUGAAGCGGAAGCAAUGCAUUUUUCUAGUGCUAAAGACAAUCGUCCUGUCUAUAGUAAAAUGCAAUACUAUGGGGUAAUUGAUGAGAUUUGUGAGUUGCAUUAUUUGGGUUUUUCUAUACCUGUUUUUGGUUGCAAAUGGGCAGACAACAACAACAACGUUGUCUUUGAUUGCUUAGGCCAUACUUCAAUGAACCCUAACAAACUUGGUCACAAGGAAGAUCCUUAUAUUUUGGCUAGUCAAGCUAAACAAGUGUUUUAUGUGACUGGCCCAAGUGAUAAAAGAAGGUCAAUAUUACUUACAACAAAACUUCGAUAUGCCAUUAAUGACCAUGAUGACAAUAUUGUAUUUGAGGAAAGGUCUACCCCUAGUGAGGUGCAAAGUGUGAAUGAUAGUGUUGAUGAUACUUCGGCAUAUGUACGUAGUGACCAUGAAGAAGGGAUUUGGGUUGAGGAGGAAAAUAGAAAUAAAAUUCGAGCUAAAAAGCGUCUACGUAAAGGUUAA